AUGGCGCAAGACUCGUCGAAACACGUUAUCAUCGUCGGGGAUGCUCCCGUACGCCUGUUCCUAUACCCGUCCACUGCCGAUUCGACCGAAAAGUCUUAUAUGCACAAUGCAUACUGGUUCCAGGUCGGGUCUAACCUUGUGGCCAGUAUUUUGGAGGGCGGAUCAGAGGGUGCUGAGCCUUGCAUCCAUAUUCACAGGCCUAGUCUCGUGAGCCCUCAACAGGGCACGAUCCAUUCUAUCGUCGACCUCGAAGGCCAUGACUCCAAUGCUCCAAGCCCAGAUUAUCCAGGGCAUCACCGUACAAGCUUCAAACUCCGAUGCAUGCAGGAGAUCGUUACGGCGAGACAAUGGUACGCGCCAUCUCCUUUUCCUCCCUCGGCAAACUAUCCGUCAGCGCUCUCCAUUGCCAUCUUUCAAGAAACCAGAACCGAAGCAACCACCGCUGAGACCGACACCGCCGCUGCAAUUUCAACCUUCCAGCAAUGCCGCCCCCGCUUCCUCGUUUACCACAUGGCAAGGCCCCUAUGCGAUGGCAGUAUCUGGGAAACGGUCCGGCGAGGCCCACUGACAGGCCCGAAGCCCGGAACGCCAGACGGCGAGCGGCUCAUUGUCAUAGUCGAUGCCAAUGAUCUGCGCGCCGAGGGCAUCAACCUCUCGCGCGGGCUAUCAUGGGAGAAAACCUGUGAGGACUUCGUCGAGCGGCUUGGCUCUGUAGGGAAACUGGUACCCCUGGCAACGUGUGCGCAUCUAGUCGUGCUCCUUGGGUGCGCGGGCGUAAUCUACCACCAGGGCUCGCGGGUGUCCAAGCCGGUGCUCUUGUUUGACCCGCGCUCGUCGGAACAAGAGUUCGUGCAGAAAGCCCAGGGACAGAUACCCGGUCUUUCGGAGACGUUUGUAGCUGGUCUUGUGAAUGCGUUGAUUCAGAGCCCGGAGCUGAGCGUCGAGAAAGGGAUUGAAUUUGGCUUGCAGGCUGCCAGAAAGCUUGCUGUGCUUGGGUUAGCUGACCCUGGCAACGAGGUACCUUCUCUAUCGACGGUCUAUCGAGCCACGGAGGUGAUGGGAGAGACCGUGACGAAAAGGGACAAGCUGAUUCGCUUCGUGAUCCCAUCGGAUGACAUUGCCCGCGGCAGCUGUGACGAGAACUGGUCUUUGCUCGACUACACGAUCGGUGACCCUGCAGAAGUGGCACGCCAGAUUGUGCGGCAGGGGCCUCUCUCGCCCGCGAGCCAGGUGCCGCUAGCCCAAUUCAACCAGCUUGUCCUCUUCGACCGGCGCGAGAUCGAGUCGUGCCGGUCCAUCUUCAGCUUCCUGCGGGAGUAUCUCGCCGCACCGCUGAAGCGGCCGCUCAGCAUUGCGCUCUUCGGCCCCAGAGGGUCCGGGAAGGCCUUUGCAGCGAUGCAGGUCGCCGAAGCAGCAACGAGGGGCCAGAAGGCAUGGACUAUCCGCUUUGACCUCUCGCAGUUCACGAGCGUCGACGAUCUGAUCGCGGCCUUCCACUCCAUCCGUGACUGUUCCCUCAAGGGCUCUAUACCAUUGGUCUAUUUCCGCGGCUUUGACACCGACUUCGCCGGCUCGCCCCUGGGCUGGCUGCCGCAUCUGCUGCACGUCAUGUUCUCUGGCUCCUUUUCCGACCACGGCAUCAGCAGACCCAUCGGCACCGCCGUCUUCUUCUUCGGCUCAACCUCGUCCAGAACAUACGAAGACCUCCAGCGCGUAUCCACAACAACCUCCAGUAACCUAAAUAAUCGAGCCGUAGACUUCCUCGCUUGUCUCCACGGCUUCGUCAACAUCCUAGGCCCUGACAAAGUCCCCCGCACCGCCGGCGGCAGCGAAGACAGACUCUACCCUGUCCGCCGCGCCGUCAUCCUUCGCUCGCUUCUCGAAGCGCGCGAAACAAACCUCACCUCUUCCAAACAAAUCAAAAUUGACGACGGUGUCCUCAACGCCCUCCUUCUAGUCCCUACCUACAGACACGGAAUCCGGUCGCUGAACUCCAUCAUAGCCAUGAGCCACCUAAACGGACGCUAUCAAUUCGACCGUUCUGCUUUGCCCCCUCAAACGCAACUCGACCUACAUGUCGACUACAAAACCUUCACCCAGUACCUCAACGGCAUCCCACUCCCAGAACAACUCCGCGAGAGACUCGCGCAGGAACUCCACACCGUCUACCUGGCUAUCCGUUCCAAAACAGCAACGAAGUCAGAAAAAGCCGAGCUGAAACCCUGGCACGAUACCGAUGAGGAAUUCAAGGAAUCCUCCCGCGCACACGCCGAGAUGAUCCCCUCCAAACUCCGCGAGAUAGGGUGCUUCCUCGCCGAGAAGCAGGAGCACCGCGAGCCCGUGCGGGCCUUUACGGCCGCGCAGAUCGAGCGCCUCGGUGAGAUAGAGCAUGAUCGGUGGAAUACGGAGCGGCUGCAAAACCAGUGGAGUCGUGGAGAGGAGCGCGACAUCACCAAGCGCAGCAGUCCGUUUCUGGUGCCUUGGUGUGAUCUUGAGCAGAAGUGGCGGGAUAUCGAUUGCGGGAUCGUGGCGAGUUAUCCUAGAAUUUUGCCCGAGGGCCCAGAUGAUCUUCCGCUUGCGUUCCUCACGCUUAGAGACCACCUUCCAGACGAGAACCACGAUGAGAGUUAA
Molecule: messenger RNA, 2631 nt
Organism: Penicillium mononematosum
Lineage: Eukaryota; Fungi; Ascomycota; Eurotiomycetes; Eurotiales; Aspergillaceae
Exons: 2
Coding region: 1-2631 (876 amino acids)
Source: RefSeq, a predicted model, not a curated record